CAGCAAAAUGAUACGCAUACCAGGAAUGCCGCUGCUACCAGGGACCACUUUUCGGGAUAUCACCAAAACAAAAUAUCCCAAACCGCAAUCGUUGAUGAACUACAAGGGCAUUAGUAUGCUAAAUGAUCGCAAACCCCCUGGCUUGGUAGACCCCAGUGGCAUGAUAGUUGACCCCAAUUGCCCCCCGGCACAAAUACCCUCCGUUUAUCCACCAAAAGUUGGUCCCAAAUUACCACCCUGGUUGGCAUAUGAUAAACAGGUCCUCUGUUUCAAUGCCUAUUUUAAAGAGACCCUUCAGGAGGUCUAUCAUGCACCCUAUCAAGUGCGGAAAGUUAAAAUAUUCUAUUAUCUAGAAGAUGGUACAAUGCAAAUUGUUGAACCGAAGGUGCUCAAUUCCGGUAUACCACAAGGUUGUAUGGUACAUCGUCAGCGCAUACCCAAGCCACCACCCUGUCAAACGGAAUUUAUAUCGAUAUUAGAUUUGAAUGUUAAUACUACAGUGCAGAUAUUCGAUAGGGUAUAUCAUAUAACAAGUUGUGAUAAAUUUACCAGGCAUUUUUUGAAUAAAUCGGGUAUUCCAGUGCCCGAUCCCGUUGAUGAACCGGUUGAUCCCACCACGGAGAUACGUAAGAGAUCUGCCAUAAAGGUCACCAAUCCCGUUCCGAAGAAACAUUCAUUUGCCCAAUUCUUGGAAUAUGAUCGCAUGGUUUUGAAAUUCCAAGGUUAUUGGGAUGACCGUUCUGAAUUUGGUGAUGUCCGCAAAUUGGAAAUUUGUUAUUAUUUAUCCGAUGAUACAAUUGAUAUUAAGGAACAUUUCCCUAGGAAUUCGGGUAGAGAAGGUCCGACGACAUUUUUGAAGAGAUGUAAAUUGCCGAGAGAAUUCUCCGGCCUCCCCUUACCCGGCGAGCAAACACCUCAAAGUCUUCUAAACGUGCUGGGUACAAAUAUGCGUAAUGUGCGCUAUGUUAUGGAUCCGCUGGAUGUGGGACGUAAAGAGAUACUGUACUACACCGAUAAAGAUUUACAAAUUGGCACGGUUUUAAAUGUCUAUGGAAGGGCAGUGGUGCUGACCGAUUGUGAUGAGUUCACUAAAGGCUACUAUAGGAAAAAGUAUGGCAUUGAAGAUUUCACACCCACGCCGGUACCCUCUCGAGCCGACGAUUCCUUACCAGCCAGACGCCGUGAACGCAUUCUCCCACCCUAUAACGGUUGGGGUUCCUAUGAAGAUUCCGAGGGCAAUUGCAUAUCCGUCGAACCUAAACCUCCGCAGGCAGAUUUUAAGAAAUUCAUACAACUUGAUCGUUAUGUUCUGCGCUUCGGUGCAAAACUUCUCUCAACCAUCAAAGAAAAUUGUGAACGAAUGUUUAUUAUUUCCUACUAUUUAUCUGAUGAUACAAUUCAGAUAUUUGAGGUGGCUUCUAGGAAUUCUGGCUUCCUUGGUGGUGAAUUUAUGAAACGUACACGCAUUCCACUGCCAGGGCAAGCGAAAUUUACAUCACGUAGGCCUCAAUAUUAUAGACCAUACAAUUUUUAUAUUGGCGCUACGGUUAGUUUGAAGGAUCAUAUCUUUCAUGUGGUUUCAGCGGAUGAGUAUACCCUUAUUUAUAUGGAACAUCAUCCGGAUGAGUUCCCCCUUGCCGACAUCCAACGUAUCAUGGACAAAGUACGUGAAGUUUUGCGCAACAAUUACAAAGAUUUCGUUUGCAAAUGUCUGCCGGAUAAUCAAGCCGAUGCCAAGGAAAUUUCUACUAUUGGCUAUGAGACCCUGAAGCAGGCUCUAAUUUCCGCACUCGGAGAUAACAUAACCAAUCAUGAAAUAAUUACCCUUUGUCGCUACUUCUCCGCCGAGCAGGCACCUCCCAUUACCUGUAAUCGUGAGACGGUACGUGCAGCAGUCCAUUUGGAAUUGAAACGCAAUCUUUGGAAUGCCAUCGAUGAAAUGAAAGAAUAUCUCUUUCAUUUAAAUCCAUUACAUAAACCUUAUCUAUCGGAGGCGAAGAUACGUUCAGCUUUGAAGGGUUGUCGUUUACCAUUCCCGCAGGAAUUAAUCGAUGAUAUGAUAAAGGUUUUAAAUCAAAAUGAUUGUGGUGAAAUUGAAGUAUGUGAUUUUUUGAAUUUCUUGGAUAUGAAUUGUGGCAAGGUGCCGGAUAUAACGCCUGUUAAUAUUGCGUUUGAGCUAUGUCCCAAAAUACCAUUUUUACACAAAGGGCGUUUGAUCAACUUCCAAUGUUUCCUGCAACAUUUGGGCCUGGAUGAAGAUUUGAAAAAGGCCUGUGAUUAGAAA
This is a messenger RNA of Musca vetustissima, 2284 nucleotides long. RefSeq names its product EF-hand domain-containing family member C2 (gene Efhc1.2). Gene Ontology annotation, cellular component: microtubule. Bases 8 to 2281 code for a protein of 757 amino acids. The record is from RefSeq and is a predicted model, not a curated record. NCBI's taxonomy places the organism in Eukaryota, Metazoa, Arthropoda, Insecta, Diptera, Muscidae. Gene Ontology annotation, biological process: regulation of neuron projection development. The transcript has 6 exons.